Molecule: messenger RNA, 420 nt
Organism: Notodromas monacha
Lineage: Eukaryota; Metazoa; Arthropoda; Ostracoda; Podocopida; Cyprididae
Source: the annotation of a GenBank genome assembly
AUUGGACUGAACGCGUUGCACUUGGCGUCGAAAGAGGGCCAUGUAGACAUCGUGAAGGAACUGCUGAAGCGUGGUGCAAAUGUGAACACGGCGACGAAAAAGGGCAAUACUGCCCUGCACAUCGCAUCUUUGGGGGGCCAGCUGGAGGUCGUCAAGUUGCUCAUCCAGUAUGGGGCAGCUGUUAACAUGCAAUCGCAAAAUGGCUUCACCCCACUUUACAUGGCAGCGCAAGAGAAUCACGACCAAGUGGUGCGAUUUCUGCUCGCAUCGGGUGCCAAUCAAAGCAUCGGCACGGAGGUACGUUUCCUCGCGUCUCUAUUGAUCGCGAAGGCAUUUUUCCUGACCGGGCAUCUGUCGAGAAUUCUUGAUACCGGACUGGAAAGGAUCUCCUUCGCUACGGACGAGAGCAUGUUUAUUUGA